AUGGAUCUUCAGAACUUUGAUGAGACCUCGUCAAUGGACGAGUCUCAUUCGCGGGACGAGUCGUCCUCGUCGGUACAACAACCCCGCGAGCCCCGCAGGAAAGGCACUGGCGGUCUGAGGGUGUCGCACACACAGUCAUCGUUUCAAGAAGACCUGAGCGAACACCAACGGCAAAUGCAAGUCGAUAGCCGCAGCUUCCCAAAGCGGAAGAAGGUAGCAUCGGAGAAGUUUGUCUUCCAACCGUCUACUUUGGACAAGCUCAUCAUCGGCAUCUGGGAGCAAGUACAUAGCACGCUCAACCUCGAUCCGAAAGCAAUCUUCGAACAAUUCCAAGUAACGCCCAAUGGAUCCUCCAUGAGUAUGGGCAUGGUCGGCCAUGCGCACACCGAUGAAACACCUUCCGCUAUGGCAGUGCUCAACAACGCUCCGAAUCCGAUAUCCGAAUCCUUCAGUCAGAUGAAUGUCUUUUGUCGCAAAGUUACACAAGCGAGUCGCGUGUGCCGGUCCAUCGAAAUGAUCGUACAAGCCCGCUGGGUCGAACUGUUUGAGGAACAGGUGCUAUACCGGAGCCAAUUGAGACCAGAGCUGUCAACAACAAAGCAUAGGAAAGCUGUGUUCAUGGAAGCGUGUCAGGACUUCGAUUGGUCGGAGUAA
Alternaria arbusti is the source of this 654-nucleotide messenger RNA. RefSeq lists its product as uncharacterized. NCBI's taxonomy places the organism in Eukaryota, Fungi, Ascomycota, Dothideomycetes, Pleosporales, Pleosporaceae. The transcript has 2 exons. The record is from RefSeq and is a predicted model, not a curated record. The coding region runs from base 1 to 654 and encodes 217 amino acids.